This is a messenger RNA of Ogataea angusta, 2034 nucleotides long. RefSeq lists its product as uncharacterized. The record is from RefSeq and is a predicted model, not a curated record. The coding region runs from base 1 to 2034 and encodes 677 amino acids. Gene Ontology annotation, biological process: lipid metabolic process. NCBI's taxonomy places the organism in Eukaryota, Fungi, Ascomycota, Pichiomycetes, Pichiales, Pichiaceae. The transcript has a single exon. Gene Ontology annotation, molecular function: triacylglycerol lipase activity.
AUGAGACUUUUCGGUGGCCACAAAUCACGUUCCAACAGCUCGCCGCCGGCCCCCACGCAGUCCGACUCGUCGGGCGAGCAGACAGACGACGCUGCGCGGCCCAGUCGUGAGAGCUCUGCGAGCCCUCGGCCUAAAGUCUUUGCUAUGACCCAGGUUGCGCGACGCACAUCGUCGCCGAUCCGGAUCUUCAGGAAGGGCGUGACGAAGGCCGUGGACGAAAACUCGCUCUCCGCGUCUGCGUGCAAGGCGAUCGGCGCCACCACGCGGUCCGUGGAACUGAUCUCGGAAUCGAUCUCAGACAAAUGGAAGAGAUCUGUCGACGCACUUUUGUCCCCCACGUUACCGAGUGCCCCCACUUUCAAGACCGAGGACGAGGACUCCACGAGCACGAAUUCCGAGAUUGCGGGCGACUACGACGACGACGAGUUCGACCUCGGCCACGAGCCAAAGCCCCUCGUAGCCGAGGAGCCGAGUGCCCCGCCCAUGAAACGGUUUUCGCGAGCCCACAGCGACGUUGAGUCGUCCAUCAUCGGAGGUGAGCCCGCAGAGCAUAUUGAGCCCGACGAGGGCAGCCGCGAGACCGCCGUGGAGGAAGCGAGUCCGACACGCAAGGUGUUCUCCUUCUCUCUGCCGUUUGGCUCCAACGGCCCCCACAAAUCGGGCCGUCUGUCCUCGAUCCGGUCGGUUCUGAGCCCCACGCGAACAAUCUUCGAUCCCGACGACAAGGAGCUGCAACGCAUCGAGAUCCGCCAGAAGCUGGCGCGACAGGAAUCAAUCUCGACGGUCGAGGAGGCCGUUUUGUUCGGGGACGUCACAAAGCUCCAAGACAACAAGAUCGACGCACUCUUCAAGUCACUCAAGCCCACGGUCAAGCUGCCCCCAAACCACGAACUGCCCGACUAUUUGCGCAUUUUCCAGGAACUGGAAGGAGACGUCAUCAUCUUGGGCGGCUACCGGGGCAGCAUACUGCGAGACGCCCUUACCAAGCGACGCGCGUGGAUCCCUGUGCUCAAGGCGGGAUUUAACAUCAAAAAAAUAGACCUGCUGCUGGGCCCGAAAGACGAGGAUGAGCUGCACACGGAGGAAAAAAUAUACGCGGACGGAAUUCUGUCGCACAUCGGGCCCGUCGACAUCUGCAAAAAGCUCAUGGCCACGCUAGACGCAAACCCAAAAGUCCGCGUGCACAAUUUCGGCUACGACUGGCGGCUCUCGCUCGACAUCCCGGCAGAAAAGCUGUACGCUUUGCUCGAGGACAUCAAAAACCGGACGGGCAAGCCGGCGCUCAUUGUUGCGCACUCGAUGGGCGGCCUUGUGUCGCACUCGGCCAUGCAGAAAGACCCGUCGCUGGUCCGGGGAAUAGUGUAUGUUGGCACGCCUGCGCCGUGCUCGAAUAUCAUGGGGCCGCUGCGGUUUGCAGACCAUAUUCUGCUCUGCAAAGACCUGCUUACGUCAGAGGUGAACUUCAUGAUGCGCUCGUCGUUUGUGUUUAUUCCGCGCAACGGCGAGCUGUUCAAGGACAAAAACACGGGCGAGCUGUACAAUAUCGAUUUUUUCGACCCAAAAAACUGGAUCGAGUACAACCUGAGCCCGAUCGUGAGCUCUAUCCGGCUAGCGCAGGAGGCAGGCAAGCCCGUGCCGCCGCACGUGAAGCAGCAGUCGCGGUUUGCGAUCUCUUUCGACGAGGCCUACGACUACCUGUGUCGCACGCUCAAACGCACCUCUGAAUUCCUCGAUUCUCUUGAGUACGACGAGUCGCGCGAGUAUCCGCCGAUGGCCGUUGUCUACGGCAACGCCGUGCCGUCUGUACGGUACUCGCUUGUCGACGGCGUCGACGAAAUCAAAAUGGGCCACUACUACCAUUUUUUCUACGGCCCUGGGGACGGAGUCACCAACCAGAAAUGGGUGUUCCCGGAGAACAGAGGCUACCCGCUGGUCGGCAAGUUCAACUCCACGCUGGGCCAUGUGGCCCUGCUGACCGACCUAGACUGUAUCGGCAAGGCUAUGCUGGCCAUAGUCCGCGCCGAGCAGAAAUAA